Molecule: messenger RNA, 1438 nt
Organism: Amorphotheca resinae ATCC 22711
Lineage: Eukaryota; Fungi; Ascomycota; Leotiomycetes; Helotiales; Amorphothecaceae
Product: glycoside hydrolase family 28 protein
Exons: 6
Coding region: 83-1387 (434 amino acids)
Biological process (GO): carbohydrate metabolic process
Molecular function (GO): polygalacturonase activity
Source: RefSeq, a predicted model, not a curated record
CUUACUUUUGUAUCCUCUGUCUGAUUCCCAGCCGUUCCUUCAUUCAGAAUUGGAGCAGCCAGCAACUGGUCCAGAUAGGGUCAUGUAUUCCCGGUUCUCCUAUGCGGCAGCACUCGUAGCUCUUGCCACGCUCACAUCUGCGAGUCCAUGGGGUCCACCGCCAACUGGCCCGGGCAGCAAUGGGAAGACCUGCACUGUCAUCGCGCUGGGGAGGCAGAGGGACGACACGCCGCAGAUCCUGCGAGCCUUUGAAGAAUGCAACAACGGCGGGACGGUCGUCUUCCCCGCGAACCAGAACUACUGGAUUGGCACGAAGCUGAACCCGGUGAUACAUGAUGUGACCGUUGAUUGGAAGGGGAUCUGGACGUUUUCGGAUGAUUUGACAUAUUGGCGCGAGAAUUCGUAUCCAAUUGCUUUUCAGAACCAUCAUGCAGGAUUCGUCAUCAGCGGGGAGCGAAUUCAUAUCAAUGGCCACGGGACUGGGGGUAUCAACGGGAAUGGCAAUGCUUGGUAUGAUGUAGAGCAAAAGGUCACGCAACCUGGCCGGCCUAUGCCUUUCGUCUUCUGGAACGUUAGCGAUGUGUUUGUUGAGCACUUCUAUGUCAAGGAUCCACCGCUCUGGUCACUCAAUAUCAUGAAUGGCACGAAUAUGUGGUUCGAUGACAUCCUCACCAAUGCCACUGCUGUCAAUGCGCCGUAUGGUGUGAACUGGGUUCAGAACACUGAUGGAUUUGACACGAUGGAUGCGAACAAUAUCCGGCUUACCAACAUGGUCUACCAAGGAGGGGAUGAUUGCAUAGCUCUCAAACCUCGUUCUUACAAUAUCUUUGUCCAAAAUAUCACCUGCCACGGAGGAAAUGGAAUCGCGAUAGGGAGUCUCGGACAGUACCUGGAGGAUUCCUCCGUCAUCAACGUCGUUGUCAAAGAUGCCAACAUCCUCACCCACAACAACGACAUGACGAACUCAGCAUACAUCAAAACGUGGAUGGGUGGUCUCGUUCCCCAGAGCUUCUACGAGAGUGCUGGCCUCCCUCGCGGAGGUGGAUGGGGGGUUGUCCAAAACAUCCGCUUCGAGAACUUCUUCGUGCAGGGCGCAGGCAUCGGGCCCGCCAUCAACCAAGAUAGCGGCGACAACGGCUCCUACGCCGGGACGUCGAAGAUGGAAGUGUCCAACAUUGCUUUUGUCAACUUCACGGGGUACACGCAAGGGGGGAGAGGCAACCGAACAGCGGAUGUUAGUUGCUCGGCAGUCCAUCCGUGCUUCAACAUUGCCUUGCAGAAUGUCAGUCUCGCUGAUGCUGCAGAUGGCACAGCGGAGCCGGCUCAGGGCACUUGCUCUUAUAUCGCCCCGCACGGAGUCAGUGGUCUAGCAGGGGCUGGGUGCUGACACCUGACAGCUGACGAUCGAAUAGAUAAAGUAGAUAUAGGUAUAUAUCAU